Mya arenaria is the source of this 10261-nucleotide messenger RNA. RefSeq lists its product as uncharacterized. Bases 169 to 2637 code for a protein of 822 amino acids. The transcript has 13 exons. NCBI's taxonomy places the organism in Eukaryota, Metazoa, Mollusca, Bivalvia, Myida, Myidae. The record is from RefSeq and is a predicted model, not a curated record. Gene Ontology annotation, molecular function: protein binding.
GGGAGAUCAAUUAAAAACAAAACAGUUAUUCCGUCCUUUCAUUAGGUGAUUGUUCUUAGAUUGUGUCGUUUUGGUAGAAACGUAUAUUAUUUAUCUAUUUUCAUUCGUUCAGUGACCAAUUUAAAUGAGACCAAGGAACAAACUGCUGACCACAACCAAGAAUCAACCAUGAGUAACAAUCAACAGCCCCACACUGUCCCAGUUAGAACUCCUUCUAAGAUGGUAAGCCAAGCAUUCAGCUUCCUCAGCAGUUUUGAGGAAAAUGGAGAUAUGGACAAUUACGACACCAGGCCGCAAAUUGAUACAGAAAAGAGACAUGUUCAACAUAUAUCUGUGAAUAGAAAUGGCAUGAAACCUACAGUUGAGAAUGGUUUACAUACUCAAAUAACACAUGAUGACAAAAAUUGUAUGAAAGAUGGACAAACAAAGCCUGAGUUUACAAUAAUAACAUACGUUGAAAAUGGGGAUAGCAAUGAAAAUCACACAAGCUUAAGUAACUCUAACCAUGCUAGAGAUGAUUCAGGAUAUGCUGAAAUCAAUCCUGUGUAUGAAGUAAAUGAUGAGGAUGAUAUGGGUUCGGAUAGACAAGAGUAUAGGGCGGAACAAUCUCCUGAUGGAACUGUUUCAAUUGAUAAUCAGGGUACUGAACAUAAGGCACAAAAACAAGCUCAAAAAGAUUCUGUUUAUGAGGGAUCAGACAAUGAAAGUGUUGAAAAGACCACACAUUCUGACAGAAACUCGGUUGUUAUUGAAGGAGAGGUGGUGACUCUGAGAAAGCCUUUAUCUCCCAUAGAUAGACAGUCAAGACUACCUACAUGGAAGGUCAAUCAAAAUGUUGUCAGUGAAGCAUUUGGAUUUUUGAAGCUGGAAGGAAAUGUUGAAAAUGUUGAUGCAAUUCGUGAGAGUAUAACUGAGGAGCAAAAUAGCACAAAACAGGAAGAAAAUAAUAGAAGAGCCUCAUUAGAACAAUCAGAUAACAUCAAAACAGCUCAUACAACUUCAGUCAUUCAGGAUGUAGCUAGUGCAAAACAAGAUUUUCAGAAUGAUGAAGCUGAGACACUUAAUGGUGAAAAAUGUCUUGUAGAUGCUGCUGGUGAAGUGUGUAUCGAUAAAGCAACUGCAAUGCAUUCAUAUCAAGACGGAGAUAGUGACAAUGGGAGAAAUGGUGACAAUGGGGAUGAAAAUACAGAGGGAGACAUACAGUCAGCAGAUACUACAGGUGACUUGUGUGACACAGAUGAUAACCUGGAGAGUAAAGACACACUUGGUGAACUUGUUAGGAGACGAAAGAGAGGUGGGAAGAAGUCGAGUCAGUCAGACAAUGCUAACGAUGAUGAUGGUGGAUCGUCAGAUGAAGACACAGGGGUGUACCGGGAGAGUCUUCGGAAUUCAAUCUGGCUGUAUGUGGGUGACGCUGAGGAGAGAAAGCAGGCAGCUAAACAAGACAACUACGUGUCCCUGGCUGACCUGGGCCUCGAUGCAGAUAAUGAUAGCCUGUUUGGUGAUCCUGAGGACACUGGGCCCCUGUCCCCCUUCCCCACCCCUGGCCACAACCGCAACUACUCCACCUCAACCACCGUAUCGGAGAAAGAGUUUAAGAAAGGGUAUCACUCUAUCAGCAAGCGGGUCAUACAGCGGGCAGACAGCACCCAGGAGUACAAGAGAUACACAACCACCAGAUAUGACAACGUGACAGUUGUCACAUUGGAGAAGGAGCCUCAGACGGAGUUUGGUCUGCACAUCCUGGACUGCAAGCCUGCGGUCAUAUCAGGAGUGGACGCUGAAAGCCCAGCAGAGAAGGCAGGUUUGAGGGAAGGUCAGGUUCUCAUCUCCGUGAACGGUGUGAACAUUCUCGACACGGAACACACAGAUAUCAUCAGCCUCGUGCAGAAAGGCACUAAGACGCUAACAAUUCAAGUAGGCGGAGGGGACUAUUUGAACAUCACCGACCUGCAAUAUCCGGUUAAAACCGGUUAUCUUAACAAGCAGACGACGGCAGCCAUAUUUAAGACUUGGAAGAGACGAUACUGUAUUCUGAGGAAGGAUUCCUGCUUGUAUUAUUACAAAACCGAACAGGAAACAGACCCCCUUGGCGCCAUUCCAUUGGCUGGCUAUACGGUCAAGAGACAUGGAGAUAUGGGUAAAUGUGGCUUCAAGUUGGAAAAGUACAGCUGUAAGCCCCUCUACUUCAUGGCCGACAACAGGGACGAUCUCACAAGCUGGGUAGGAGUCUUAGCAGAGGCAUGUAAACAAGACACUAAGAAGGACCCUUGGAUGGAUGUGACAGCCCAGAAUGUGGGUCUCCCCGCCCUGUCUAUCCGUAAUGCGGACUGUGUAGGGUACUUGUACAAGCUUGCCCGUAAGACACGCCGAUGGAGAAAGAAAUACUGCGUACUCAAAGACGCCUGUAUCUACAACUAUAAGAGCUUGAACGCCAAGGAGGCAGAAGGAGUGGCCCAUCUCCAUGGUUACACAGUGGAUGGUUCCGAUGUCUCUGGGAAGAGAUUCAGCUUCAGUCUGCUGCCACCUGAGAGUCAGAUGAGGAAGUUCUGCUUCUACACGGAGAAUAACACCGAUAAACUCAGAUGGACACAGGCCUUCAGCACCUCCAUAAAGAAAUGGGUCAAGGUAGAUUAAGUAGGGGAAACAUACCCGGGAUCAAAUUUUCCUUCCUGCCUGUUUAACCUCUGCUGCUAGAUCAAACUGCAGUGCCACUGCAGCAUCCACAGGUCAAGGCUGACUUAAGCAGAGUGUUUUCAUGGAAACAUUUUGCUGAUUAUAUUUUCAAACAUGAUAGUUGACAAAUUAUUGUGUUCUUUUGCAUUUUUUCCAGUAUUGCGUAUAGAAAGUUUGGUUGGUGUACUAUUUUUAUACUUUUUUGUUAUACAUGAUAGUUUGUGCAGAUCUGUUUAUUAUAUUAUAUUAUAUCCUAAAUUUACGACAAAAGAAAAUCACUUAAACUAGAUUUUCUUGUUUUUCUAUUUUAUCUGGUGUGUUCUUGAUGCCAAAGCUAUUGUUUUGAAUAAGAUUUAUAUGUUAAUGGGACUCGCUCAUGGUUUGUAAAAAGCACUUUUUACGAAAAAAAAAUUGUACUACAAAAUAAAGAGUGGCAAAUCAUGAGGAGUGUUAAAACUAAGAUACUGACAGCUGGAACCCUUCAGCAAAUGCUGAUAUUUGCUCAAAUAUCAUCUUUGAAGACCACAAUACCGUAAAUAAAAUGAUUCAGUGAUUCAUUGUAGAGUGAAAGGUUGAUUGACAUUAUCACCUGAUGUUAUCAAUGUAUUCUGAAAAGGUGAAAAAAUCCAACUACUUUUGUAUAAGGGGUCCUGGCCUAGUAGUUAAGAUGUUGUUUUUCAUUACUAUUCAUGACAUGACCGGGGUUGGUUCGCACCCGACUAAAAUCAAAAUAUUUUUUAUACUUUAUUUGUAUUUUUUUUCUGCAAUUUUGGUAUCAUAGAGUAAAAUAUGUAUUUCAGAUGAAUUACUGAGAAAUGCAUGAAAUUGUGAUGUGAACGAAACAUUGUUAUUUGUUAUUUUAACUAUUUAUCAAACUGUUUUAUAUUGUGCAAUAAGUUGUAUCAAUAUAUUUAAUAUAGAACUUUGCUUUACUGAAGUUUUGCGAAUACCUUUAGAUGAACAUGUUUGUAUGUUUAACAUGUGUUUUGUUUGAGCAUUUAUGCCAAUGCAUAAUAUUAUAAAUUUGAAAACUGUUAUGUAUGUUAGCAACUCUCAGCAAGACUGUGGCGUUUAUAGUGUUAUUUGUUUUGUUUUUUAAAGAAAGCAAUCUUUUCAUUAGUUUUCCUUUCACUUUACUCAAAUUCCCAUGAAAAGAGAUAAUUGUUAUUCAUUGAAUAUUGCAAACUUACUCGCUUAUCUUGUAUUCAUUAUUCAUACAUAACUGGGAAUAUUUUUUGAAAUUUCACAUUCCAAAUAUCUACAGAUCUCAUACAGCCCCUCACAAUUGACCUGACAUGUACAUCUCUGAAGCUACAGCAAUAAAAUUUGAACCAUGUCUACAGUUUUUUAAACAGAAAUCAAUGUUGCUGGAUGACAUUGACUGUGACGUUUUGACCAAUUUUCUUAUUUUUGAAGUAACAGCAAUGAAAUGAAGUAACAGCAAUGAAAUUUUGACUUUGUCUAGGGUUUUGAAAUCCAAUAUCAAAGUUGUCCUGUGAUGACCUUGAUUGUGACCUUUUGACAUACUGUUUUAUUGUUUAAUCUGCAGUAAUGAAAUUUAGACCAUGUGUACAGUUUUCAAAACAAUUAUUAAUGCUAUCUUUGGAUGACCUUAACUGUUACCUUAUAACCUACUUUCUUGUUUUUGAAGCUACAGCAAAAUAUUUGGACCAUGUUCACAGUUUUUAAAACUAUUAUCAAUGUUGUCCUUGGAUGAGCUAAACUGUGAUCUUUUGACCUACUUUUUAUUUUUAAAGCUACAGCCACGCAAUAUGGUUCAUGUGUAGAGUUUUGAAAACAAAUAUCAAUGUUUUCCUCCGAUAACAUUGACUGUGACCAUUUGACCUACUUUCUUGUUUUUGAACCUAUAGCAAUGGAAUUUGGACCAUGUCUACAGUUUUUUUAAGCAGAUAUCAAUGUUGUCCUUUGAUAACCUUGACUUUGACCUACUUUGUUAUUUUUCAAGCUGCAGUUAUGAAAUUUGAACCAUGUGUACAGUUUUAAAAACAAAUAUCAAGUUUAUCCUUGGUUGACCUUGACCUUUUGAUCUACUUUCUUUUUUUGAAGCUGCAGCAAUUCCAUUUGGACCAUGUGUACAGUUUUAAAACAAAUAUUAAUGCUGUGCUUGGAUGACCAUUAUCGUGACUUUUGACCUAUUUCCUUAAUUUUGAAGCUACUGUAAUGAAAUUUCAAGCUUGUGUAGAGUUUUUAAAACAAAUAUCAAUAUUGAUAUUGUCAGGUGACCAUUUGACCUACUUCCUUAUUUUUGAAGCUACAGUUUUGACAUUUAGACCAUGUGUACAACUUUGAGAACAAAUAUCAAGCUAUAGUGAUUACACAGGUAAAACACUUUUACUCUGGUGAGUGAUUCAGGGUUGUCAUGACCCUCUUGUUUUGAUAACCGUUGAUGAUAUAUAUAAGGCUGUAUGUGUGAUUUGGUAGAAGAGGAUUUCUUAUAUAGCACUAUCAUAGUUCACACAAAGACAUGCAUAAUAAGAACAUCAAAGUAGUCUGUAUUUUGGAUUUUCAUUUCAAUGUAAUACUUAUACUAGGAAAUAUCUAAUUAGAUUAGUGUUUUGUUGUUAUGCAGAAUAUAAUUUGUACAUAAAAAAUGGAAGUUAUUUGGGAGUACAGCAUUCUGUUCACAAGGUUGUGAGAUUUUUGUAAGGUUAUUUUGUCUUCUCUGUGUUUGUUUUUCACUCAAAGAGCUUUAUAAGUUCUGCUUUUGUGUUUCAUUUUGCUGUUGUUACUUUGAAAUUCUAUAUUAUACUCACAAUUGUUAAACAGAAAUAGAAGGUGACUAUUCACUAUAGGGCCAUCUUUCAAACAUGUGUAUGUGCCAGUAUGUGUAUGCCCAUAUGUGUAUGGUACCAUAUGUGUUUGCGACCUUAUGUGUAUGCCCAUAUGUGUAUGAUACCAUUUGUGUUUGCGACCUUAUGUGUAUGCCCAUAUGUGUAUGGUACCAUAUGUGUUUGCGACCUUAUGUGUAUGCCCAUAUGUGUAUGAUACCAUAUGUGUUUGCAACCAUAUGUUUAUGCCCAUAUGUGUAUGAUACCAUAUGUGUUUGCAACCAUAUGUAUAUGCCCAUAUGUGAAUGCUCAUAUGUUUGUGCACAUAUGUGUAUGAUACCAUAUGUGUUUGUGACCAUAUGUUUAUGCCCAUAUGUGUAUGAUUCCAUAUGUGUUUGCGACCAUAUGUUUAUGCCCAUAUGUGUAUAAUACCAUAUGUGUUUGCGACCAUAUGUUUAUGCCCAUAUGUUUAGGCCCAUAUGUGUAUGCUCAUAUGUGUAUAAUACCAUAUGUGUUUGCGACCAUAUGUUUAUGACCAUAUGUUUAGGCCCAUAUGUGUAUGCUCAUGUGUGUAUGAUACCAUAGUGUAUGUGCAGUACUCAGUUGUAUUGAUUUGAAAAAAAUGUUGUUGUUUUUUUAACUUUUUUAUCAAUGUUGCCAUAUACAGUCCCAUGAAUGCUGAACAUUUUAUAUUCGUCUGAAUAUGUUUUGAGAUUAAAAACUUUAUAGGCAGAGUGUAAUGAAAAAGAGAAUUAUUAGACUUUAUAAAAACAUAUUCAUAAGAAUGGUGUUACAAUCUUAUAUUUUAAUUUGAUGCUGGCUAAAACUUACACAUCUUGUUUCGACUUACUAUAUAUACAUUGUUUGUGUUGUCAUGUUAUCAUUGUUGUAUGUUUUGACGUAUUUUGUAUUUCUUCUAUAUUAUGUCAGUAUUAUGUAUACUGUGCAGGACACAAUUUGUCACUGUUGUUUUUUGAAGCAUAUGACUACAAGUAUGGUGUUGUAUGAUUCUGCAAGUAAAAUCUGGGUCUGGUUUUACAACAAAAAUGUAAGUUGUAUAACAGAUUUAACUCUGUUUAUUUCUGCUAAAAGGGUUGAUAAUAUAGUAUUUUUACUGUCUGAUCGGGUUACAGGAUUAAUGGCGGGAACCGGAUUCUUGUCUUAGUGUUUUAUGUGAAACCAGGUGAUUUUGGGCUAUUUUUGUGUCGCCUGAAAAGACGACAUAUAGGGGUUACUUUUGUCGGCGGCCGCGGCGUCCGCGUCCCAUUUUCGCUUGUCCGGGGUAUAUCUCCUAAACUAUUAGUGGUAUCAACUUGAAACUUCAUAUGUAGAUAGAUUUAAUUGAGGGCAAGUGCAGUGCACAAGAACUGUUACUCUUGCUUCCAUAUUUUUAGAGUUAUUGCCCUUUGUUAUUUUUCAUGCUUAAAGUUUUGUCCGGGGCAUAUCUUGUAGAAUAUAAGAGUUAUCAACUUGAAACUUCAUAUGUAGAUAGAUCUCAUGGAGGGCAAGUGCAGUGCACAAUAACAGUAACUCUUGCUUUCUUAGUUUUAAAAUUAUUGCCCUUUGUUAAUUUUCAUGCUUAAAGUUUUGUCCGGGGCAUAUCUUGAAGAAUAUAAGAGGUAUCAACUUGAAACUUCAUAGCUAGAUAGAUCUCAUUGAGGGAAAGUGCAGUGCACAAUAACAGUAACUCUUGCUUUCUUAGUUUUAAAGGUAUUGCCCUUUGUUAAUUUUCAUGCUUAAAGUUUUGUCCGGGGCAUAUCUUGAAGAAUAUAAGAGGUAUCAACUUGAAACUUCAUAGCUAGAUAGAUCUCAUUGAGGGCAAGUGCAGUACACAAGAACCGUUACUCUUGCUGCCAUAUUUUUAGAGUUAUUGCCCUUUGUUAAUUUUCUUGCUUAGGUUUUGUCCGUGGCAUAUCUCGUAAACUAUAGGAGGUUUCAACCUGAAACUUAUUCCGUAGGUAUAUCUAAUUGAGGGUUCAAAUGCCACCUACACUUGAAAGUUAAAUGGCAACAUCAUUGUCUAUAAAUGAAUAAAAUGCCAAUCUAACAGCUAUAAUGUCAACAGUAAAUAAUUCGUCAGGCGACACAUCCGACUCGCGGAGUUCUAGUUUUCUUUUCAUAACUACUGUUUGUGUAUAACCUCACCAAUCAAUUAAGCACAGCACGAUCAUAUUGCCAAUUUACAUUGCAAGGACAGUCAAUUUGAACAGCCUCCAAUGUCAGCUUCCCACAGUCAGUUAUAACACUUCAAAACUGCUUUGUUCUCACACCACGUCAUGUGUGAGCAUUAUUUAUAGCAAAGAAUUAAUUGGUCGACAAAUGUAGACUGUAGAUGUAUGCUUUAUGUCCAUUGAGUCCACCUCUUUGGUCGUCUAUUAGUGCAUGUAUAUGCCCGAAUCAUUGAUGCCUGUAGUCGGUGUCGUUUGAUCGGUGAAAUCUUUUGACAGGUCGUAAACAUUCAACACAAUUUGAAAUUUUCUUUGUAGUUUUGGGUGGAGCUAAAGUCACGAUCAACCAAUGCUUCAAAAUCUUCAUACUUCAUCAUUUGCAUGCAGUUAUACCUCAUUGAAAUGUUAUCAUUAACAGUUUAUCAUGCUUACAGUGAUAUUGCUAGUAUUAAAUGUUGUAUACAUAUAGAUGACAUAAAUAAAAUAUAAACAAGGGACAAAGGGACAAAAACAAUGUUAGCCAAUAAUCAAUUGCAGGUAAAAUUGCCUAUUUUCUUUUAUUUAGCCUUUUUAGCUUAUCUGUAUUUCAAAAAUAAGUUGGGUUAUUUGCAUAGCCUUUGGUGUUGUCAUCGGCGUCAUCAUUUUGUAAACCUCUUUGACCUUGGCCAUAACAACAAAACUGUUCAACAUAUUUAAAUCAAACUUAAAGCACAUUUCGCCAGAGACAAUACUCAUAUGUACAACAAGGCUAAACACACUAGCUUUAAUAAUUGUUGAAUUAAUAUCUAUCGAAAACAACCUGAGAUGUAUAUUUACGCUUUACAAUGUUAGAAAUCUGUACACUUUAACUAAGCUGCAAGAAGGUCGCAUAGUCAUUUCAAUUUUGCGGUUAAACUCAAUUUCUAACUCUUGGAAUCUUAAUUUAGUUUGCAGUAAUACAUUUCAUUGGCAAUCAUUUUAAACUUGGACAUAUAUAAAUACGUGUUAAAACACUUAAUUAAUAAUAGCAUUCAAAAUUUUACGAACCACUUCUGCUGACGAAUAUGAAGAAAAAUCCUUGACAUUCUUGCCAUCUUAUCCCGGACAUGUAGACAACGUUAUUGGUUUAGGACAGCUUAGUAUGCUUUAUUUUGUGCACACCAAAAUGUUUGUAUAGAUAAUAGAUUUUUGAAUGUUUUUGUUUUAUAUCUGUGUCCCAUUUGUACAUGGGAAGUCAUUGGGGUACUAGUAUUAAUUGUUGACCUCUUCAUUCAUUAUUACAAACCUUUACAUAUAAAUAAAUAAUAAAUACGUGUAAUACUAUUUACAAUGUGCCAUAUAUCACUUUAAUCCAACUAACUGUUGUACUGUCACACAACAAGUUCAAUGUGUUCACCUUUGUGGGUGUGUUUGAUUGCACUAGAUAUAUCAUUUGUUUACCACAUUUAGUUUCAUUUGUUCAAACCCACAUGUAUUGAUAUAACAAGCAUUUCAAGUCCAAAAAUAAUUGCAGCUGUAUUAGUUCUUCGAGCUUCUCCGAUGUUUGUAUGUUCUAUAUGGCAAUGAGUAUUGUAUCAAUUAGUACAUUAAACAUAUAUAUGUCAUACAAAUUUUGCUCCCUUGGAAUAAGAUAGGUCAUAUAGAUUUGCUAAUGUCAAAAGGUCGAUCAGUCUGUCGGUUGGUAGACCACUGAACAAUAUUUAUGCAAAAGCCUGAUGAAAUUCUGUCAAUAUAAAAACUCGGUUUGUCGAAUGAGCAUGAACGUUCAUUGGUAGAUUGACUUUGGCAAGUUCAUGACUCCUAUUGCGGUCAGUAGGUCAAUAGUCUCAUGAAAACUUUAUCAACUUGAUUAAGGACCAUAAAAUGGUAGUGGUAGGUUGACUGACUAUGACCCCUAUGUUUUGAGGUCAGUGGGAAAAAGAACAUGGUUAAAGUCAGCAGGCAUAUUGAAACUUCUCCGGCACAAUAUCUCAGCAUCUGUUUAACGUAUGGCCACGAAAACGUCAGUGGUAGGUUGAUCUUGACCAGUACAUGACACAUUGGUUUUGGGGUCAGUAGGAAAAAGGACGUCAAGAUAUAAGCCAGCAGUCAUAUGGAGACUGUCGGCACAGUAAUCCUACAUCGAUUUGACUAUCACAAAUUUAGUGUAUGUUACAAUAUGCUGAAUUAAACCUUGACCGGGUUAUGAUUCUUGUUGUUUUUGGGUUAGAAGGGCAGAGGUCAAGGCCACAGAAAAUUGUUUUUAUAUACUAUAGGAUUACUGAUGUAAAAGGCAUGUUGCCUAUUUAUAAGCAAUAAAUUAGCUCCAACUAAGCGCCAAACAGGGGGCAUACUGCUUCACUAUCAUCUCUCGUUACUUAAAUUUAUAUUUAACCUUCGUACCUUUUGUUAUAUUUUCAAAGGUUAUUUGUAUGUUGAAUUUUAUGUCUUUAUGUAUAUUUGUUUUUCCUUUACUAUGAAGAUACUUAUUUUUGGGCGUCCCUUAUUGUUAUACAUUAUUUUAUAUAUAAUUAUGUUAUAACUUGUAUACAGAAGAAUGUUGCACUGUGUUUAUAUGGCGUUUUAUUUCUAAAUCGUUUUCACAUUGAUUUUGCUAUAUAUACAACAAUUAACGGACUAUUGUUUUGUAAUAAAAUCAAUCUUACAGUA